CUCCCCCCGGAAACGCUCGCUUUCGCGGCCCGGAUGUUCGACGCUGCCCGGGAAGGAAACACCGAGCUCCUCGUCCAAGCCACUCAGCGCGGGCUGCCCGCGAACCUGACGAACGAGAAAGGCAACACCCUCCUCAUGCUCGCCGCCUACGCAGGCCACGCCGCCACCGUCCGCGGCCUGAUCAGCGCGGGCGCCGACCCCAACCGGCUGAACGACAACCUCCAGUCCCCGCUCGCCGGCGUCAUCUUCAAGGGGCACGACGAGAUCGCGAAGAUCCUCCUCGACGCCGGCGCCGAUCCGCGGCUGGGCAAGCCCAGCGCGAUCGAGACGGCGAAGAUGUUUGGCAAGAACGACAUGCUGCAGCUGCUGGGCGCGAACGAGGAGGAUGUGGGCGACGUUCCGAACGCGGUGCGGUUGAUGGCGGAGGCGAAUGCUAGGAAGUAG
Molecule: messenger RNA, 444 nt
Organism: Gloeophyllum trabeum ATCC 11539
Lineage: Eukaryota; Fungi; Basidiomycota; Agaricomycetes; Gloeophyllales; Gloeophyllaceae
Product: ankyrin
Exons: 2
Molecular function (GO): protein binding
Source: RefSeq, a predicted model, not a curated record